This is a messenger RNA of Cavia porcellus (domestic guinea pig), 5084 nucleotides long. RefSeq names its product proline and serine rich 2 (gene Proser2). Lineage: Eukaryota; Metazoa; Chordata; Mammalia; Rodentia; Caviidae. The transcript has 4 exons. The record is from RefSeq and is a predicted model, not a curated record. The coding region runs from base 204 to 1616 and encodes 470 amino acids.
GGGAGCGCGCGGCGGGCGGCCGGGCUGGCGGCGAGGCGCGCGGGCUCGCGGAGUUGUGGCGCGAGGUUCCCGGCCGUGGUCCGCGUGGGCACCUACUGUCCCCGGGAGGGGCUCCCGCUGGAAGUACUCUGCUACUUCAGGAUGGGAUACUGGCUGCCACCCCACUUCCUGUGAACAAGCCAGCAUCUGAGUUGUCUGUGGGGAUGCCUAUCAAUCACCACAAGUCAGACUCUUUGGAGAUGGACUCUGACAUGUCACCCAGCUGCCGACUCAGUGACUUGAGCAGAGGAGGGAGUUUGGAGAGCCGGAGCAGCAGUUCUCGCUCCAGAAGUUUCACUUUGGAUGACGAAAGCCUCAAGUACCUCACCCAUGAGGAAAAAGAUGUCAUCCUAUUCUUUGAAGAGACUCUGGAUUCCCUGGAAGAUGACUUUGAGGAGCCAGUCCUGUGCGACAGUGGCAUUCAUUGCCAGUCUCCACAGUCUCUGGAAGACAGCCCAUGCAGUCACUCUGAGCCUGAAGAUGUCAUUGAUUUAGUGCAGCCUGGACCUGCAGCUGGGGAAAUGGGGUGCCUUCCAGACAUGUCUCAGAUAGCAGGGGCUGGACCUGUUGGGACAGAGGACGAUCCCAUCCCUGAAGGCAGGAAACACAAUGCUGAGAAGUCCCCGCCAUCAGGCUCCACAGUUCCAGAGACCAUUUCCUUGCCCCCACUGUCCCCAUCUAGUGCCCCAGCCCAUCUUAGGAAGGAGCUCCUCCCUCCUCCUCCAGCAGAGCACCCAAAGCUCCUGCGCUCUGUCCCCACUCCUCUUGUGAUUGCUCAGAAAAUUUCUGAGAGGUUAGCAGAAAAUGAAGCUCUAUCCCCCACAUCCUCCUCCAAAGAAAGUAGGCCAGGAGAUUGGAAGAUACUUGCUUCUCUUCCUUCUCGGAAUGGGGACCACUUCCUGUGGCACAGACAUACAGCACAGUCCCCACCUAAGAUUCAUCGCUUCCCCAGCAACAUCAGUGUGACCAACAGCUCAGGGAAGGAAUUCAAUAAGACAAUCUCGAAGGCAGCUGUCAAUGUGCAGGAGCGGAAAGCCCAGGUCCUGGCAAACAUCAAUGGCGUCUCCUUCCUCACCCCAGGAGACACAGAAGACCGGUCACAGAAGAGUGACCUCACGGAGCAGAGGAGUGUCUCUCCAGAUCAGACAGCACAUUCCCAGAACACCCUAGGCCUGGCCACUGAGGCUGCAGGCCCCCAAGCAGCAGGGCUGUCCAGUGGUCAGCAGUCUAGGGGCGUGCAGACAGAACAGCCCCCAGCACUGGCCAAUGGCUUCCAGAGCAUCCACGAGGCCCUCAGAAGUGAGCCUAGUAGCUUCAUGUCCACUGGAAAGACCAUCACCUUCCGCCCAGACCCCACUCUUGCCAGCAGACUGGCACGCCAGAAUGCCAGCAGAAGCACCUAUGCAUCCCAACAGCCAGACUGCAACCAGGAUGCCAGGAGGCGGGGGGGCUCUCUCCCCAGGGCAGUGGGCUUCAGACCCCAGGGCAUCACUGUGCAGUUCGCUGGCCGGGGCUCCACAGAGGAAGCCCGGCGGGAGGCCCUCCGUAAGCUUGGGUUGCUUAAGGAAAAUGUAUGAAGCUGUCGACUGGCAGAAUGACUGAAAUGUACCUGCUUUUCCCCUCCAUAAAGAAAGGAUGAAAUGAAACACUAUUAUUGGUGUAGGGUUGUAUCUCAUACUGUAAAUCCAGGAGCUGGUUGGUAUAAAAUGCACACGCCUUCAUCCCAAAUGCUGUGCCCAGUGCAGGAAAGAGCCCAGUGGCUGGCAUCAGGAAUCCCACAACUGAGCAGGUCCUCUUCUGUGAAAGAGAAACCAUGCCAUAUCUUACCAUAUUUCUCAAAGGUCCCAGAGAGACAGAAUAAUCUUAAACACCUGUUUGCUUCCACAAUUUGUUAAUGCUGUAUGAUUCAGGAAGAGAGAGAGAGUACCUGAUUGGUCAUUCUUGAGUCUUUGCUCAGACUUCUAUCCCAAGUACAUUACAUGAAAGCCAUUUUAGAUUGUACUCAGAAUUUUUCCCCCUUGUUUUCUACAAAAGUAAAAGAGAAAUGCUUGUUAAAUUUUUAUAGUGUCAUGAUACUUGUUUGGCUUUUUGUUUUUGAAGGCUGAAAGAUGGUAUUUUGCCCCUAGAUAUUUCUUGAUAUAAUUUGGUUUGCUUGGUAUUUUAAUUGAAAAAUUAAAAUGAAACUUUAGAGUAUCAUUUACUGUAAUUUUGAAUUAUGAAAGUAAAGUUAUGAGUUGAGAAAAAGUGGUAAUUUGGAGAAAGCAAGUCUCAUCAGAUUCCAAAACCUGUUUUCCUAGACCAUGUAUAUGAGUCUGUGGUGUGUAUAUAUGUACAUAAUGUGUUAACAUACACAGAGGUAUUGUAUGUUUGAUGUGCAUGUUAUUACAUACAUAUAUAAACUUCUGAAAACCUUAUUAAAUAACUACAGGAUAUGAGCACUUCCUAUUCUCCUGAUACAGUCAUCUCAGCACUGUGAUGAAUAACAUAAGAAAUUACUUCCUAAUAAGGAAGUCUUUAAGGCCACAGGUAUGUGCAAACAUGGUUUUUCCUUAACAGUGUAUUCUGUUCCCAAUUAAAGUAAUAUUCCCUGAUUCCAAAUAAGCCAGGUUUCUUUUCCUUUUUUAAUGAAGAACACUUUUAAAAACUGAUCUUUGUUUUGUUUAUCACCUAACUUUCGUUUUGUGUAUUCCAGGGUAACUAGGAAACAAAAGAUUCUCAAAAGAUCCUUUGUUGAUUUUGUUUCAUGAGUGACAUUUCAGAAUUAAUUUAAAAGGGGAAAACAGUAAACUAGGUAAAAAGCAUGAAAAGAACUGGUUCAUUUCCCAGACUGUGUCCUACGUGCUAAGUUGUGACCACAAGCAUUAUCAUCAAAAUUGUUUAAAUCUGGAGUCUUACACCUCUAAAAAUAGAUGAGGAAGGACCAUCCUGAGCAGUCACACUUUUGUUGUAUGUCCUGCCAGCACCAUAAAUGUUUCUUUCCUGUUGAGUAUGACUUAAACUCAGAUUAAAAUGUACUGUGAAGGGCAUUUUGUUCAUAGUAUUCUACUUGCCUUGUAAGUUACACACAAAAAAAAUGAUUAUGGUUUUUUUCCCUUUGAAGCACAGUAUUUAGUGUCUCAUCCAGUUCAUGUUUUUAUGAAAUAAUCUCAGAUUCUUAAUGAUCUUAAGUAGGUGCUUUGAUCUUUUUAUUCCAGUUGGUUGGAUUUGUUUAAAGGAUUCAUGAGUUUCCUUUUUACAAAGUGAGAUGCCAUAUACAGUGUUUAAUAGUUGAAGGUCUUGGUAGAGCUAAUAUUUUAAACAUCCUUUAUAUAAGGAUUAUUUUUACCUUACCCUAGGAUUUCAUUAUGAUAGGUAAACUUGACUGUAUAUUAGUGCAUUUGUUCUUCUAGUGACAUUUUUGAAAAUAAGUUUAGUUUUAUCUUACAUAUAAGCAACUUUGAUUUUGACAUGUACAGUGUCUUUAUUUUCUUUUAAAUGGUUAUCUUUUCUAUUUAUUCAUAAUUCUAUUUAUUCAUAAUUAUACUAUUACUCAAGUCAUUUCUUAUCCCCAUAAUCUUUGUGAUCAAAAUUUUCUAAGAGCUUCAAAGGACAGUUGCUAGUGACAUAACCUGUAUGUGUACAUAACAUGUUAACAAAAAAAUCUAGUUUGCCAAGAGGCAUUAGUUUUCUUGCCACAACUAUGUGCUGUUACAUUCAUAAAGGCCGUCAGGUUCAAGGUAAUUUGAAGGACCUUUUUUUUUGGUACUGGGGAUCGAACUCACGAGUGUGUGCUUACAAGGCAGGCACUUAUACUGCUGAGCUAAAUCCCCGGCUACAGGACCAUAUUUCAAAGCAAGAUUGUAAUGAAAAGGAAGAUAAAUCUGAAAUGUACAUUUUUUUAAGUGAUACUUGUAAGCCAUUCUCUAUAAAGUUUUUUAAUGUUUGAAAAACAGAAAAAAAUCUCCAUUGUUUUUAUGAGGGUAUAUAAAUGCCCAAACAAGAAUCUUAAAACAAGCAAACUGCACUACUUUGCAGGUAUCAAGAUGAGAGCAUUCACACCAGUUCUCUCCCCCUCAUCAUCCUUUCUUUGACAUUUGGUUCCCAGUGUACAUACUCAUCUUCACAAAAUUGACAGAAUUUUUUUUCUUUGUUCCUCCCUGCUGAAGUGCACAUUUUUCUGUAACGCUGUUUGUAGAGCCACAGGAGAUUUGAGGAUGCCACCUACCAGGACCUUUGAGGGCACUGCUGUCCACAGUGUUUAACCAGAGAGCCCUCUGCUCUGCUUCUUGAUCUGAGGCAAAGCCACUGAAGGACAGGCAGUAGCCAGAGCUCAGUGCCUGAGCUGUGUUCCUACUUUUUGCCCCUCUUGGACUGUACAAGCUGACUUCAAUUGUAUAGGGUUCUUUCUUCAAAUCUAGUGAGUAGCUCCCAUAGUAGGAUCCCCCCAUUGAGAAAUAGCUUUCAUGAAAAACUUAAUAGAAUUGAUAAAUGAGGCCUGUGGAACACUGCAUUGACCUUUUCAUUAAAAAAAAAAAAAAAAAUCAGUCUUGCAGAGUUCUCACCCAUCAUGCCUGAAACUUUGGGUCUAGAUGCCAGGCAGGGAGGAAAUCAGUAGUUAAUUCUUUUUAACCUCAACAGCUCUAACAGUGAGGAUUUGACCUUUCAGAGAAUUCAGUAAUGGUUUUUUUUUUUUUUUAUUUAGGUGAUCUAAGAAAUCAGCUCUUAGCAACGUAUGGCAGUGUGUGUCUAUAAUCACAACACUUAAAGGCCCAGGUAGACAGAUUGCAAGUUUGAGCCCAAUCUGGGUGAUUUAGACCCUGUCUCAAAAUUAAAAAGGGCUAAGGAUGUUAGGACUGAAGGCGUUGCGUUCAAUCCCCAGUACUACAAAAAUAAAAUCCAUUCUUUAAUGGAGAGAGAAAUAAAUGUGACAAGUUUUAUCAAGAAAUGUGUACCUUCUGUGUUGCUGAUGUUUUCCAAAUAAUAUAUGAGAGCAUUGUUUCUCUUCGGGUGUAUUCUGUCUUUUUAACAUGACAAGAUCAAUAAAUUUUUUUUUUUUUGCCUCUAAA